This is a messenger RNA of Phycodurus eques (leafy seadragon), 3596 nucleotides long. It is a transcript of the gene hic2, whose product is annotated as hypermethylated in cancer 2. The coding region runs from base 199 to 1944 and encodes 581 amino acids. The transcript is spliced from 2 exons. Gene Ontology annotation, molecular function: protein binding; RNA polymerase II cis-regulatory region sequence-specific DNA binding; DNA-binding transcription factor activity, RNA polymerase II-specific. The record is from RefSeq and is a predicted model, not a curated record. Gene Ontology annotation, biological process: regulation of transcription by RNA polymerase II. Gene Ontology annotation, cellular component: nucleus. Lineage: Eukaryota; Metazoa; Chordata; Actinopteri; Syngnathiformes; Syngnathidae.
CGUGCUGCACUCCGGGGCUGGUUCCUAUUCAAAUGUGGGUCAGGGGUGAGGAAGCGUAACGUCAUAAGCUUGCAACAUGGCGUCCCGAAGGCUGUGAGAUGAGCAAGAGGAUGGUAAAGAACGCUUGAGAACCACCCUACCGAUGUAAGAAGCUUCAGGUGGCAUUCGUGUAGGAAGAGAGCAAGAAGGAAGGUGGAAAUGGAACUGCCAAAUCAUGCCAAACAACUGCUGCUGCAACUUAACCAACAGAGAGCCAAGGGUUUCCUGUGUGAUGUCAUCAUCGUGGUGGAGAAUGCGCUUUUCCGUGCCCACAAGAACAUCCUGGCGGCGAGCAGCAUCUACUUCAAAUCUUUGGUCCUCCACGAUAACCUCAUUAAUCUUGACACAGAGAUGGUCAAUCCCUCUGUGUUCAGGCAAGUUCUGGACUUCAUCUACACCGGUAAGCUGCUCUCCUCAACGGACCAGAGCAGUGAGCAGAAUUUCAGUGCCCUCUUAACUGCAGCCAGCUACCUCCAGCUCCAUGACCUCGCCGCCCUUUGCAGAAAGAAGCUCAAGCGCAGUGGUGCAAAACCCCUACCUGGUAAACCCUCCACUCCUGGUCCCCUGAGCCGCUUACGCCUCAAUAACCAGCGCCUUUCAUCUUCCACGCCUGCUGGGCCCAACAACCACUAUCAUCCCACCCCUUCAGACACCGACCAGCCACAGCCAGACGAAGGCCUUCGGGACAAGCUCUCGGAUGACGAAAUGUAUGUCGGCAGCUCCGGAAGGAACGGCACCGGCGGGAACGGCAGCAGUAACGGUAACCUCAGCAGCGGAGGAAGUGCGGGCGAGCCCGAUCUCGGGCUAGACCUGACCAAAAAGAGCCCUCCCUCGGCGGGCACAGUCACAGAUGCCCUGAGCCCCCACAGCAACUCCCAAGAAUCCCCUCAAUCUGCCUCAGUAUCCACAACCAACAGUGCCUCACUGGAUGACUCCUCGACCACCCUCCCCAGUGCUGAUAUUUGCAGCUCAGACGCCACUGAGCUGAACUGCACCUCUAAAGCCGAGGACACGCAGCACGACGGACCCCCGCCUCAAAAGAAGUAUCGUCAAGGUGGGCGCAAGAAUGAAUGGCCCAAGAAGGAGGCGUUGGGCUUGAAGUCUGAAGAUCACGACAGGCCUCUGGUUAAUGGGGUGAUAGUGGGGCCGAAAGAUGGUCGACCCGGCGGAGGCAGUGGUAGCAGCUUCAACUCUGACCAGACCCUCCAGUGCAAAGAUGAGGAAGAGGGAGGAGAGAACGGCCAGGACCACAGCGAAGAGAGCUGUCAGAGCGACGGAGAGAGUGCAGGGGGCAGAGCAGGAACAGGCCGGGGGCACCAGAACGCCAACUAUGUGUACCGCCAGGAAGGUUUCGAACCAGCAUUUGGAGACAACCUCUACGUGUGCAUUCCCUGUGGAAAAGGCUUCCCUAGCUCGGAGCAACUCAACGCUCACGUGGAGACGCACACGGAGGAUGAGCUGUACAUCAAAGAAGAAGUGGGGACUUGCGUAAAAGAGGAAGAUGAGGAGGAGGCCGAGGACCUCUCCACCCCCGUGGGCCCCUCCAACUUCAGCUCGGAGGCCCGCCCCUUCAAGUGUACCGUUUGCAAUAAGAGCUACAAGGACCCAGCGACGUUGCGCCAACACGAGAAGAGUCACUGGCUCACCCGGCCCUUCCCUUGCAAUAUCUGCGGCAAAAUGUUCACCCAGCGGGGCACCAUGACGCGCCACAUGCGCAGCCACCUCGGCCUCAAGCCCUUCGCCUGCGAAGAGUGCGGCAUGCGCUUCACCCGCCAGUACCGCCUGACGGAGCACAUGCGCGUGCACUCCGGGGAGAAGCCGUACGAAUGCCAGCUGUGCGGCGGGAAGUUCACCCAACAGCGCAACCUCAUCAGUCACCUGAGAAUGCACACCUCGCCCUCCUAGAAACGUAUCAAGCCAAAGAACGCUGGGAAUAGUAAAAAACAAACUCGCUCUACAAAGAAACGCACAUGUACAUGUUCAACACAGUUCUAUUACGUUCGGUUUACGACGGCCUGGCUGAGUGAGCGUUGUUGCCACACUGGGCGAUGGUGGUAAUGUCAGUUCUAGGAUUGUCUCGCCAUCAGUUUUAAGUGACAUACGCUCACCCCUCAGGAGUUCUAGCGGGACAGUUUACUCUUCUCUUUCUCUCAGCCCAAAGUUGUGAAGCUGUGGCGUCAUAGCUUUGUGACUUGUGGUCUUUCAAGGCCGAUAAAUGUGAAUGUGGGUACCAAUGUAAUGUCCAGCCCUUGUCACCUCUCGCCCUCCAACCCAAAAAAAGGUUUCCUCUCCUACCUUUUUAAGCUUUUUGCUGGUUGUCCACUGAACAAGAACUCAAAGAGUUCCUUCUGCUCUCCAGCACUAUUCUGACCAAAAAUAAAGAUUUGAAGAAACCAAUACUGGCAAUAACUUUGCAAAAAAUGUUAUUAUUAUUAUUAUUAUUUUUUUAACUCACAGCUUUAUAGCCUUUUUAUUUUAAGCGAUUAGGGCAUCUUGAUGUAAGACGAGGGGGGUGACUGGGUUUGGGACCAUCUCCAUGCUUUAACUGAUAGAAGGUUCUUAGGUGGGAUCACAUAGGGUCAAGUUUUAGUUGAACAGAGGACAAAUAUGCUAAAAUGUUCUCUCCAUUGCUGUUGACAGUAAAAUAGGUUGCCUCUUUUCCCUACUUGCCUGUUGGUGCACCUGGCAACCAAACCCAGUUGGGAAAGAGGACCGACACCUUGAGGUACUUGUUUUACUUAAAGAACUUAUGUUUCAGUGAAUGUUUAAACUGGAAGGUCUUGGGUUUUUCUUGUGGCGGGGAGGGAUUCGGGUUGGGAGGGGACUGUUUUUGAAGGGGCUAAUAAGAGGGUGUUUUAGACUGAACAAUACGUUCAGUGGGUACGUUUAUUUUGUCUGUAUAGCUUUUCUUCCCCUUGAGAAAAAAAAGUCUAUUUAUAUGGACUUGUGACCUCGCUACCUCUGAUUACUCUUAUGAACUCUAUAUGUUGAUUAGUUGAACGUUCCUAUGUAAUUAAUUGUAAAAAAUGUGUAGAUUAUCUUCACCUGAUGCUUUAACCUGCCCAUCUCUCAACACAGGUUUUUAACGCCCGUAGAUUUCUUUUAUAUUCUCUUUAGCAGUUGCGUCAACUCCAAAUAUAAUAUAGCUUUCUGGGCACCCUGCUCAAUGCGGUGCCUCCUCAAAAUGUACUGUAGCGUCUUUCCGAAGGCAAGUAAUGGUUAGUUGGUCUUGAUGUAGUGUGUUCCAAAGAACUUGCGAAUAUGGAGGACAGAGCUAACUAACAAACAUUGCUAGACACGUUCAAACCAAAGCUUUAAAAAAAAAAAAAAUGUACUUAAGAUAUAUAUAGCAUCCUAAAUUAUUCCACUUUUGAUUUUCCUUUAUUUUUCUUCUGUACAAUACAAAUUUAUGAAUGAUAUUCUAAGUCCAUAUAAAGAAAUCCACUUUUGAUGGAGUUUUGGCCAAUGACAGACUGAGGAAGGUUGUGGUGGUUUGCAAAGGAAAGCUUGUGCUGAUUGGUGGGCCGGUGAACUUUACCACCUUUUUUUUUUUUUUU